Messenger RNA from Cynara cardunculus var. scolymus (artichoke), 594 nucleotides. RefSeq lists its product as uncharacterized. NCBI's taxonomy places the organism in Eukaryota, Viridiplantae, Streptophyta, Magnoliopsida, Asterales, Asteraceae. The record is from RefSeq and is a predicted model, not a curated record. The coding region runs from base 1 to 594 and encodes 197 amino acids. The transcript is spliced from 2 exons.
AUGGCGGAUAAAAUUAAUGGGUGUAAGUACAGUAAUUGGUCAAAAAUCAAAGACGGAAAACUUAUUGAUGCAUUGGUGAAUAUGGUCAAUGUUGGAGGAUAUAAAGCUAAUAAUGGCUUUAAAUCCGGAUACUUGCAACAUUUGGAACAAGCAUUGAAAGUGUCGCUUCCUAAUUCUAAUUUAUUAGGUAAACCACACAUCAAGUUAAGAAUAAAGACCAUGGAAAAGGACUGCCAAAUCGUACAUGAUAUGCUACAUGGUACGAACACAAGUGGCUUUGGUUACGAUAGUUCUAAAAUGUGUGUGACUGCCGAGGCGCCACUUUGGGAGUCUUACCUGCAGGCUUCAAAAUGGAGAAACAAACCAUUCCCUCAUUAUGAAGACUUGUCUUUUGUUUUUGGAAAAGAUCGUGCUCAUGGAAAUCAAGCAAGAGACUAUGAUGGUUUAGAAGAAAAUGUUGACAUGGAAGAUGGCCAAAUGCCUUUUCAAGAACAACAAUCUAAUGAAAACUUGGACUAUUCGACAGAAGAUAGCCAAAUGCCAAGUCAAGAGUGUACAUCUCAAGGUAAUAGAAAGCGCAAUAAGUCGAGGUGA